This is a messenger RNA of Staurois parvus, 354 nucleotides long. The record is from the annotation of a GenBank genome assembly. NCBI's taxonomy places the organism in Eukaryota, Metazoa, Chordata, Amphibia, Anura, Ranidae.
UCAUGCUGCUGCCAGGUCCAGAGUCUCUCAUGGGUCCCUGUACGGCCUCCCAUUGCUGCUGUCUCCAUCGCCACACUCUGCCAUGUGCCACUUUCAGGUCUCCUCACACUGCUGGUGUGGGUUCCAUUUUUUGACAUAGGGUGCUGGCAGAUUACGGGCCUCCCAUAGCUGCUGCCAGGCCCCUAAUCUGCCAUGGGCCCCUGUACCGCCUCCUCAUGCUGCUGCCCGUAUAUUCCUGUCCAAGCGUCUUCAUGGGCUCCUUCUCCUGCUUGCUCCUGUUCACGGAUUCCCAUUGUCAGCAGUCUUUCUUGGAAUCCGUUUCCCUCACACAGUGGUUGCGAGUUUAAUUUUUUG